Quercus lobata is the source of this 2202-nucleotide messenger RNA. RefSeq names its product mediator of RNA polymerase II transcription subunit. The record is from RefSeq and is a predicted model, not a curated record. Gene Ontology annotation, molecular function: transcription coactivator activity. NCBI's taxonomy places the organism in Eukaryota, Viridiplantae, Streptophyta, Magnoliopsida, Fagales, Fagaceae. The transcript is spliced from 8 exons. The coding region runs from base 158 to 1519 and encodes 453 amino acids. Gene Ontology annotation, cellular component: mediator complex. Gene Ontology annotation, biological process: regulation of transcription by RNA polymerase II.
GCAUUUAUAUUUGUAGUACAGUAUUUAUUUAUAAAUGUAAUCGACGUGCAAUUAUCCAAAAAGCUCAACUAGGCUAGCUGGGAGAGGGUGAGUCACAGAAACAGUCACACUCUUGACACAGACCUGCAACCCCCAAAUUUCCAAAAAAGGCAAAAAAAUGCGAUUACACCAGCAACAACUACAGCCACAGACCCAACCUCAGCAUCACUAUCAGCAGCAACAGCUACAACAGCAACAGCAACAGCAACAGCAACCACCACCACCACCACCUCAGGCGGAGGACACAGCGGCUGCAACCACUAUCUCCAGUCCGCCACCAUCCGAGGAGGCGCCGCCGAAACAGGUGGCUCAAGCAAUGGACAGACUCAGCCACGCCGCGCGUCUCAUCGCGGAUAUCAGGCUCGGCGCCGAUCGACUCUUGGAAGCACUGUUCAUCGCCGCGCAGCCUCACCAGAGCAACAAGCCUCUCCACUUGUUCCUCAAAGAAGACUCCUCCAUGCGCCAACACCUCCAAGACCUCCGCUCCGUCGGAAAGCAGCUAGAGGAAUCUGGGGUUUUGAGUGAAUCGCUUCGGUCUCGAAGUAAUUCGUGGGGGCUGCACAUGCCGGUGGUCUGUCCUGACGGUGCCGUCGUUGCGUACGCCUGGAAACGCCAGCUCGCCGGCCAGGCCGGUGCAUCUGCGGUCGAUAGGACGAGGUUAGCUCUCAAGGCCUUCACUGAUCAGAAAAGACGAUUUUUUCCUCACCUUGAUGAUGGAUUACAUGAUCAGGAUGCCAAAUCAGCUUCAAAGAAACUUUGUGGUCCCCAAGUACCGAUGGAAAAUCAUCAAGAAGAGCUUAGCGGUUUUAAGACACUAUCAGAUGUUCUAAUGCAUUUGGAAAAAGAAGUGCCAAAUUUGAAAAUUUUCACUUAUGAGCGAUUGGACUGGUUGAAAAGAGCUUCUUUGCUGCCCUCUUCAACUAAUGAGGCUUCCAUGGAAACAUCUAAAGAACAUAAUUAUCACAGUUCAAAUAAACUAAGAGCAGGAUUGUUGAGUGCGGUUGCUGUAGAGAAGAUUGCUGUAAUUGAGUUGCUGUUUCCAUCUGUCUUCAGAGCAGUUGUAUCUCUGCAUCCAGCUGGUUCUAUUGACCCUGACUCAGUUGCUUUCUUCUCUCCGGAUGAGGGAGGCAACUACAUACAUUCUAGAGGUUUUUCAGUUUAUCAUGUAUUUAGACGCAUCACGGAGCAUGCUGCUAUGGCUCUGCAGUAUUUCCUUGGAAAUCAAGCUGAAACAGCUCUGCAUUCUCUUCUGCAUUGGAUCUGUAGUUAUCAAACUUUAUUUUCAAAAGUCUGCAGUAAGUGUGGACGGCUACUAUCAAUGGACAAAAAAUCGUCUUUACUGUUACCUCCUGUUCAUCGUCCUUACCGGCAGUUUUCUGCAUUGAAAAUUUCAUCCACCCAACUGAUUUCCUCAGCAAAGGACACCAGUUCUGAUCUUUCCCAGGCUUAUCAUGUUGGUUGCUUUUCAGAGGAAGCUUAGUCACAUAUAUUGACUCAGAUGUCUGUUCUCAGAGAAACUUCAGCUCUGUCCCUGAAAGUUGCAUGUGCGCUGCUGCAUAUAAAUCUUGUUUAUGGAGAAAGCUGUGCCCAAGGUGCAGAAGGCCGUGCAGUUUUCUAUCAAGUUGUCAAAUCCUAUAGACUGUAAAGUGUAAAGUGUAGCUGCUUACUUACUGUCCUGAGUUAGAUUUGAUAGCAACAAGUGUAAUUUAUCAGCAUCAGUUGGUCACAGAAGAGGGGUUCUGAGACUGAAUUCUUUCCAUAGACCAAUAUGAUGCACAUGCAUACACGUUCGUGGCUGCAUACACACAGAUCUUAUCGAUAUUCUUGUGAAAAUGUUUCAUUUUCUGUAGCUUUUCCUUGAAGAAAUUGAGGGUUGCAUUACUAGAUGUUAUUGUUUGAAAAUUUCCCUCUAGUUUAGAGUUAUCCAAUUUCAGAUGGUAGGUGUGGAUGAUGGUAGAGGAAGGAAAGGAUGUUCUAAACCACACGUCAUUAUGAAUUUAUGAUCAGUAUUCAUUGCACUCCUUAUCAAAAGUAGUUGUAAGACAAAAGUUUCUUUCUGUUUUCCCCAAGUGAUUUUGGUCAUCAUUGUGUAAGCUAAUUUAGCAAUUUCAAAUUUCAGAAUUUAUGUAUCACCACUUAUAUGGCCAAGUUAAGUUUUUUGAA